Kickxella alabastrina is the source of this 618-nucleotide messenger RNA. RefSeq names its product formyl transferase. Lineage: Eukaryota; Fungi; Kickxellomycota; Kickxellomycetes; Kickxellales; Kickxellaceae. Gene Ontology annotation, molecular function: phosphoribosylglycinamide formyltransferase activity. The record is from RefSeq and is a predicted model, not a curated record. The coding region runs from base 1 to 618 and encodes 205 amino acids. The transcript has a single exon. Gene Ontology annotation, biological process: 'de novo' IMP biosynthetic process. Gene Ontology annotation, cellular component: cytoplasm.
AUGGCCUCCAAGAAGAUUGUCGUGCUCAUUUCCGGCAGCGGGUCCAAUUUGCAAGCACUCAUUGACGCCGAGCAAAAGGGCGAGCUCGGCUGCGGCAAGAUCACGCUGGUAGUGAGCAACAAGAAGAACGCCUACGGACUAACGCGCGCGUCCAACGCAUCGAUCCCGACCUUUGUGCAGACGCUGAAGCAGUACAAGGACGCGGGGAAGACGCGCGAAGACUUUGACCAUGACCUGGCUCAGCACAUUGAGAGGACAGAGGCGCCUGACCUGAUUGUACUGGCCGGUUGGAUGCACAUUCUGUCGCCAGCGUUCAUCGACAUGUUCAGGGGCCGGAUCAUCAACCUGCACCCUGCGCUGCCCGGCGAGCUAGACGGUGCGCAUGCAAUUGACAGGGCGUAUGAGGAGUUUAAGGAGGGCAAGAGGUUGAGCACAGGCGUCAUGGUCCACUAUGUCAUACCCGAGGUUGAUAAGGGCAAGCCCAUUAUGACGCAAGUGAUUCCGUGUGUCGAGGGCGAUACGCUGGAAGACUUGGAAAACAGAAUCCAUGCUGCUGAGCACCAGAUUCUGCCAAGGGCAGUCAAGCAGGUCCUUGCGGGCAGCGGCCAGACUCAGUGA